AGAAAAAUUAUUUUUGGAUGGACGAAAAAAGAAAAUAGGAAAAAUAUUUUGGGAUGAAGUAUAAUGUAUACGUGGAUUUCCACCAAGUUCGUCGUCCUCUUUCUUACCUUUGUGUUAUCGGUUCUUUUUCUAGUUGCCAUCCCAGAUGGAGUGAUGGCACAAAGAGAUGAUGGGUGCAAGACAAUCAGCCAAUUUUGCGGGGGUAUUGUGGGAUUUCCAUGUUGCAAGGGACUAAAUUGCAAGCUCGAGGGCAAUUUCCCUGAUGCUGGUGGUGUUUGUGUCCGUCAACGCUUUUAACUAGACGAAUUCCGUCCAUAUUUGACACCACUUUUGACAUCAUAGUAUUUUACAAACAUACACCGAUAUAAUAAAUGUUUGUAUGUGUAUAUAUAAGAUUAUAGUGUUAAAAGAUAGUGUCAAGUGUGGGUUCAUGAGGUUCUACUAUCUAUAGAAGGCGCCUCGAAUGAAGAAGCGACCAAACACUUUGGUAUUGGAUGUGUGUUAAUGUGUUAUUGUUCUUUUAUAUUGAAUAAAAUUAUUUGUAUUGU
Molecule: messenger RNA, 548 nt
Organism: Cuscuta campestris
Lineage: Eukaryota; Viridiplantae; Streptophyta; Magnoliopsida; Solanales; Convolvulaceae
Source: the annotation of a GenBank genome assembly